CUGGCCGCCCAGCUGCCCCGAGUAACCGCUGCUGAGGACCCGACCGGCGCUGCGGACCUCGUCCUCGCUUCUCGCCCACCCCUUGGAGCGCCACAAUCCGGCGAGGAGGCCGCUCCGGGUCCGCUCUGCUAGGGGGACCUGCAACCCGGAAAGGCAUCGUGCCGGAGCCCGGAGCUGGAUCCUGCUCGGACAGGGCCCCCGCGGGCCGGUGCCGCGGGCAUGUCGGAGGCGCGGAAGGGGCCCGACGAGGCGGACGAGAGCCAGUGUGACUCUGGCAUAGAGUCUCUGCGCUCCCUGCGCUCCCUACCCGAGCCCACCCCAGCCCCAGCCUCCGGGCCCUCGGACGGCGGCGGCCCCCAGACCUGGACCCAUCCUCCGGGGACCGCCAAGGAGCCACAGGAGAAGGAAGACACGGAUGGGGAGCGGGCUGAUUCCACGUAUGGCUCGUCUUCCCUCACCGAGCCCCUGUCCUUGCUGGGGGGCCUCGAGACUGAGGAGCCGGCCCCACGCUCGCCGCUCCCUCCCACGGGGGCGCUGAGCCCUCAGCAACUGGAAGCCCUCACUUACAUCUCCGAGGACGGAGACACGCUGGUCCACCUGGCAGUGAUUCACGAGGCCCCAGCAGUGCUGCUCUGUUGUCUGGCUUUGCUGCCCCAGGAGGUCCUGGAUAUUCAGAACAACCUUUACCAGACAGCACUCCAUCUGGCUGUACAUCUGGACCAGCCGGGUGCAGUUCGGGCACUGGUGAUGAAGGGGGCCAGCCGGGUGCUACAGGACCGGCAUGGUGACACAGCCCUACAUGUGGCCUGCCAACGCCAGCACCUGGCCUGUGCCCGCUGUCUGCUGGAGGGGCAGCCAGAGCCAGGCAGAGGACCAUCUCACUCCCUGGACCUUCAACUGCAAAACUGGCAAGGUCUGACCUGUCUCCACAUCGCCACCCUGCAGAGGAACCAGCCACUAAUGGAACUACUGCUUCAGAACGGAGCUGACAUUGACACGCAGGAGGGCACCAGUGGGAAGACAGCACUGCACCUGGCCGUGGAAACCCAGGAGCAGGGCCUGGUACAGUUCCUGAUCCAGUCUGGUGCCCGGGUAGACGCCCGCAUGCUGAACGGGUGCACACCCCUGCACCUGGCGGCUGGCCGGGGCCUCAUGGGCAUCUCAUCCACUCUAUGUCAGGCGGGUGCUGACUCCCUGCUGCGGAACGUGGAAGAUGAGACACCCCAGGACCUGGCUGAGGAAUCCCUUGUUCUUUUGCCCUUUGAUGACCUGAAGAUCUCCGGGAAGCCACUGAUGUGUGCCAACUGAAGCCAGGGCGGGGUCUGGGGCCCUGGCAGCUCCACCUCUUACCAUCUGGAAGCUGGGAUCAUAACUGCUGCAGUUUGGAUCCAGGCAAUGUGCCCUACUGGUGUCCUAGGGACUGCUGAGGCCACAGCCUGGGGCCAGUACAGUCCUGAGCUGAGAGGAGGGAUUGCAAGUGAGAGAGAACCAGUCUGGAAAGAAGAGCUUCCCAGAUGAAUGGAGAUCCUUGGAAGACCCCCAAAGCCCCACAUGCCCUGGGUGAAGCCUGUUUGCCUCUCUUGAAUGUGGCAGGGGUUCUUGUUUCUACCCGUGUUGGGUCAGCCUGAAACUGCCCACCAGUGGGAAAACCAGCGGACUCCCUGACAAGAGACUGAAAUAGGAGCAAGCAGGGCCCUGAUGGGUCCCAUCUUCCUCCCACUGAGGACUCUAAAACACUGUUGUUUAAGGACUUCACACAGAAGCCUCUGAACUAAGCCUUUGGAGAGGGGAAGACUCAGUAACAUGACACUAAAAUGACAGACACUUGAAAAGAUUUUCCCUUCCAGAAUUGUUUUUGCGUGCAUGCACAUCUGUGUGCCUUGGGGAUUUUUAGACAGGGCUGCCCUGUGACCUUGUGGUAGAGGCAGGGAAGGAAAUUGUCCCCUGAGCCCAGUAGGGACUUCGCGGGGGAAGGGGAGUAAAUAGUCCUCAGGUCAGAAACCGUGUCCAGCGCAGACCCUUGGCUCUUUUGCGCAAUGGCGGGAGAGGAGGAGAAAUGAGAAGACACAGGCCCUGGAGGCCUCAUCAUUGCCCUGGAGGCUGCCAUCUGGAGGAGGUGGGCAGAAGGGUAGCCUAGGGAGUCUGGGCACAAGGGAGCUGUGACUUUUUACAUUUUUCCUUCCAUUCCACACCUUUGAGGGCCCGGAUAGGUCAGGCCUAUCCUGGCAUGAAGAACGUGGGGGAAUAAACCAACACAGUCACUGGCCACUUGAGCUUCUA
Propithecus coquereli (Coquerel's sifaka) is the source of this 2280-nucleotide messenger RNA. It is a transcript of the gene NFKBIE, whose product is annotated as nuclear factor of kappa light polypeptide gene enhancer in B-cells inhibitor, epsilon. The coding region runs from base 220 to 1308 and encodes 362 amino acids. The record is from RefSeq and is a predicted model, not a curated record. Gene Ontology annotation, cellular component: cytosol. Gene Ontology annotation, molecular function: protein binding. NCBI's taxonomy places the organism in Eukaryota, Metazoa, Chordata, Mammalia, Primates, Indriidae. The transcript is spliced from 6 exons. Gene Ontology annotation, biological process: cellular response to lipopolysaccharide; signal transduction.